Vitrella brassicaformis is the source of this 2426-nucleotide messenger RNA. Lineage: Eukaryota; Vitrellaceae. The record is from the annotation of a GenBank genome assembly.
UUUUGACCGAUGACAGGCUUGUCUGAUGCCUCCACACUUCCUCUCGUCACCAUACACCCAUUCACUCACUCACUCACUCACUCACUGACCGGUGCGCGAAGCCUUCCCAUCAGCGAGGCUCACUGAGGCGGGCAGACUCAUAGAAACGACAGGAAACACAUAUUCUCUUCCCUCCCUGCGUGGCUGUGCGGUGUGUGCGCUGUCAGAUCUGACGGUGACGGGCUGAAAUGAGAGAUUUCGCACAUGUGCGGGGCAGCAAGCGCCUGACGCCAAAACUCACACACUGAGCAGUGAGUCGGUAAGCUGAGAGGACAGGCGCACUGAUGACUGCAUCCCAUCUCGCUGUGUGGUUGCUUCCUUGGUGCAGGUGGUUGACCGUGUUCGUCACAUGGACAGUAGCCACGAGGCCCCGGCUCCCUCGAGAGGUGGGCGCCAAGAAGAGACCAACAGCAACAAACAGCAUAGGGAAGCGGUACGCACAAGUCCACACCCACACAGACACAGACAUACAAGCUCAUUGAUGUGUGUCGCUGGUCAGGUGUCUGCUGAUGACGGCGGCGCCAAGAAGCGUAGACGCGUAGACAUCAGCCAUGCUGCUUCUGGUGGUGGUGGUGGGCCUAGCGGAGGUACGCAAAGCAUCGGCUGCCGUUGUGGUACUGCACAUCGUCAUUACCCCGUCCUGUGCUGUGUGUUGUGGUGCCUUCAGGUGGCUCGAUUGCUGCGGCAGAGUCACAGCAGCAACAAGAGGGAGGUGCCACCUCCCUGUCGGCAGAUCUGACGACCCCCAUCCAGCACCCCCAGCAGCAGCAGCAGCAGCAUCCCGUGUGGUACGUCUGCGCCCACCGCGGCAACGAUUUCCUGCUCCGGGAUGUGCUGCAGCUGAGGAAGACCUGCUGCUGGGCCAGAGGCCUCUUCGGAGCGCCUCAGCUGCGACAGCGGCUCAACCAUGAACUCAGCACACAGGCGGGGCUGCGGCGGACGGCCAACGGACAGCAGCUGCUGACAUUUGACGAGCAGCAGAUGGGCGAGGGUGACCUGCUGGCGGCGCUGUGUGUGACGGAGGCGGGCGGCUGGAGUGAGAUGAGCGAGGCGGUCGAGCUGGCGGGGCAGUGCAGCAACUGCCAGCUGCCUGUGAGGCUCACUCCGGCCGAUCUGCACCAAUACCCAAACAAGACGGUAAGCCAACCGAGGGAGGGAGGGAGGGAGGGAGAGAGACGAAUGGCUCUCAAUCGGUGUGGGGUGUGGUGUGUUGAUGUGUUGUGUGUGCAGGCGUAUUUGGCCGCUCCCCGUGUGUUGGCUCAGCUCAAGAUGGUCGGCCCCCACAUCCACCUCGGCGACGGCGUGACCUUCCAGCUGUUCCAGCACGGCAACACACUGCGGGCCGUCAAGGACGAGGACGGCUUCGAGAUCGACAUCAACCCGCCCAUCCCUGCUUACCAUCUCUUUCAGCAGCACCGACAGCAGCACGACCCGCCAGUCCGCAGCAGGAUCUACUAUUCUCGGCCCACGAACUGGUUGCUGCUGAGUGCAUACGACUACGCAUCUGUGUCGUCGUGUGUCAAGAAGAUCGUCCUCGACACACACUUCGUGCAGACUCCUCAGAUCAACAGGUGAGGCGGGGCAUCGCUCUGUGAGGGCAUUGCCACGACACACGAGUGUGUGUAUGUGUGUGUGUCAGGCGUGUCGACAACGGCCGGCCGGACACCAUCACGACACAGUCCCCCCACACACCAGUGGCGGGCUGCACCACCACCGCAUCAUUCCGCUUCACUGACAGUCACUUGACUUGGCGUGAUCUCGUGCUCACCGACGCCGGCCACUCGUUCGUCGCACGGAUCGCCGUCACGGAUCUGCUGCACAACAACGGUCAGCCCAGCACAGCACAGCAAACCGUUGGGGGAGGAGGGUGGCAAAUCCAGGGAGGCACAUACUCUUAUGCGCUGUCCUCCCCUGUCGUCCAUUUGCAGUGCGUGUGCUCAUCUCCACGACCGAGUCGGCUGUGUCUGGUGUGGGUGGUGCCUUCAAGGACCGCUUCCCGGAGACCACUCGGCUGGCGCGUGUGGUGCUUGGGGCCAGCAUCGCGCAGAGGAUCUUCGAGCGAUAGACAGCUGGUGUAUGUCUGCAUCAAACACGACUGACACCAGCAGAAGAUGCCGACACGACGUACUCAAUGGUGUCGGUGUCUGAUAUCUUUCGGUGCGUGUCAGGCUGGGGGAUGGUGUGGUGUUGACAUUGGAGCGAUCUGCCCGACAUAUUCUCGCAAGUGUGGGUGGUAGAUAGUGGCGUGCUGUCUGCUGUGGUACUGGCUGAUGGAUGGGUGGGUGGGUGGGUGGUGGAAUGUGAGCUGUGGGACUAUCAACCUGUCUAUCGCUCGCUUCGCUUGAUGUGCAUCCUAUCCUGUGGCCGCCAGACGCAGCACAUGUUGG